UUUGUUCUGUACAGGUUAUCGUUAGAAGAUUUAAUUUUGGUGUUUGCGUCGUUGGAAAAUUUCUUAAUCAAAUUUUUGUUCGAAUACUGGAAGCGAAGGCGUUUGAAGAAACGAACAAAAAAUGGCUCCCCUCAAUGUGAAGGACAUACAAGACUUGGACGAAUAUCGUCGACAAUUGGAGUCAGCUGGUGAAAAAUUAGUAAUCGCCGACUUCGGAGCUUCUUGGUGCCGUCCGUGUCACUUGAUUGCUCCAGUGUUUCAGUCUUUGGCUGAUAAGUACCCGAAUGCCGUAUUUCUGAAGGUGGACGUGGAUCAGUGCCAGGAUGUGCCUGCGGUGGAGAAAGUCUCCAAGAUGCCGACGUUUAUAUUCUACAAAGAAUCGGCGAAAGUUGACCUUCUACAAGGAGCAGAUCCUAAUGCGUUGGAGUCCAUGAUAAAGAAGCAUUAUUCGGAGAAUGAAGGAGCUGGAGACGAGUCACUGGUCCCUGGCCAAUUGGAUUUGACAAGCUACAUAAGCAAAUCCGAAUCAGAGUGCUUGAAUGACCACGACGAACACCCGUGGAUAAAUGCUUUGGAGGCCAGCGAGGAUUUCUGUUCGACAAUGAUUUUCAACAUCACCUUCAAUACUCACGUGAAGCUUCAUUCAAUUUUGCUUCAAGCUCCAGAAGAAAACGGCCCAAAGGUUAUUAAGCUGUUCACCAACUUAGCCUUGCCUCUGGAUUUUGACUCGGCCCUCGGUUCGACCCCAACACAAGAACUCACCUUCACGCCUGAGGAACUCGUGGCCGGGAAACCAAUCCAACUCAAGUUCGUGAAAUUCCAAAAUGUCAACUGUCUCACCAUUUUCGUACAAAACAACGUGGGAGAACAAGAAGUGACGCGAAUCAAUCGUCUAGUACUUUUCGGAACUCCAAUCACCACAACGCACAUGGACGACUUCAAACGCGUCGCAGGGAAACCAGGAGAAUCUCACUAAAUCAAAAUGUAUUACGCAUCGAAAUCAAGAAAACAAAAUGAUCAGAACAUAUCAUACUAUUUUGUCUCCUUCCAUCAUGUCACACAAAAAAAAAAAAACAACAUGGAUCUCCAAAAAAGCUGGAAUGAAUAAUGCAUAAAACUCCGCAGGACAGUGGAAGAUUAACGAGAACAACCAGGC
Molecule: messenger RNA, 1156 nt
Organism: Notodromas monacha
Lineage: Eukaryota; Metazoa; Arthropoda; Ostracoda; Podocopida; Cyprididae
Source: the annotation of a GenBank genome assembly